This is a messenger RNA of Zygosaccharomyces rouxii, 471 nucleotides long. RefSeq names its product ribonuclease P/MRP protein subunit POP6 (gene POP6). The transcript has a single exon. NCBI's taxonomy places the organism in Eukaryota, Fungi, Ascomycota, Saccharomycetes, Saccharomycetales, Saccharomycetaceae. The record is from RefSeq and is a predicted model, not a curated record. Bases 1 to 471 code for a protein of 156 amino acids.
AUGUCUGUCAUAGAAUAUUGUAAUAAGGAGACUGGCUUACAAUUGCCAAACUACUCAGAAUGUUUAAAAUUUAUUGAAGACCAUGUGGUACCUGAUAUGCUAGCGGGAUCAAUGAUGGACAGCAAGAUAAGUUAUCGUAAGGUAACAAAAAAUGAUAGUAUAAGACGAGUGGUAGAAAAGCUACAAGCAGAAAGUACGCCGAUAACGUGUGUUUUCUCCUACGGUCCACACAUUCAAAAGAUGCUAAGUAUCUUGGAAAUUUACAAAAAGGUGAUCUACAAAGAAGACAAAACUGUUAAAUUACACCAGUGGAACAAACUGAAUUGGUUCAUAAACAAAGUUGAAACUCAUAACGAAUUGAUACAUACCCGUAAAAGAGUCCCCAUACUGCUGGUAAUCAUCAUUAGAGAAGACGAUCAGCUUGCAGCAAGAGUUCAAUUGGAAUCAAAGGGGUUUACUAGACAGUCGUGA